UCAGCCGCUCCGCUGCGUGACGCGUCCUCGCUGCCUCGCCUCCUCGCUUCCUCUCCGACCUGCGAUGAGCUGUUGUUCUUAAAAUGGCGCCGUUAGACCUGGACAAGUAUGUUGAGAUUGCGAGGCAGUGUAAAUAUCUUCCAGAGAACGAUUUAAAGAGAUUGUGUGACUAUGUGUGUGACCUGCUUCUCGAGGAAUCAAAUGUGCAGCCUGUAUCCACUCCAGUCACUGUUUGUGGUGACAUCCAUGGACAGUUUUAUGACUUAUGUGAACUCUUCAGAACUGGAGGACAAGUACCGGACACAAACUACAUUUUUAUGGGUGACUUUGUGGACAGAGGAUAUUACAGCUUGGAGACAUUCACAUACUUGCUAGCACUUAAAGCUAAGUGGCCAGACCGCAUCACUCUUUUGCGUGGAAAUCACGAAAGCAGGCAGAUCACACAAGUGUAUGGCUUUUAUGAUGAGUGCCAGACUAAGUAUGGAAAUGCCAAUGCUUGGAGAUACUGCACUAAAGUGUUUGACAUGCUGACUGUUGCUGCCUUGAUAGAUGAGCAAAUCCUUUGCGUGCAUGGUGGCCUUUCACCUGACAUCAAAACUCUGGACCAGAUCCGCACCAUUGAACGUAACCAGGAAAUCCCUCACAAGGGCGCGUUCUGUGACCUUGUGUGGUCUGAUCCAGAAGAUGUUGACACCUGGGCUAUAAGCCCGAGGGGUGCAGGAUGGCUCUUUGGUGCCAAGGUCACCAAUGAGUUUGUUCACAUCAACAACCUGAAGCUGAUUUGUCGUGCACAUCAGCUUGUUCAUGAAGGCUACAAGUUCAUGUUUGACGAGAGGCUUGUGACCGUGUGGUCAGCCCCUAACUACUGUUACCGCUGUGGCAACAUUGCCUCCAUAAUGGUGUUCAAGGAUGUCAACACACGGGAGCCCAAGCUGUUCCGGGCUGUCCCAGACUCCGAGAGGGUCAUACCCCCAAGAACGACAACACCCUACUUCCUCUGAGUCUGCGGCCUUCAAGCCCAUCUGUGUCCACCCUCCCCUCUUUCUCAUCAUGGUCAACCUCUCUUGUCUUUUGUGUGUGAAAUAAAUAUUAUAUAUAUAUAUAUAUAUAUAUAUAUAUAUAUAUAUAUAUAUAUAUUUAUAUAUAUAUAUAUAUAUACAUUUUUUUUUUAAUUAUUAAAUGAUGUUCAGCUCCUCUACCCACUCCAAGAUUAAAGGGUCUGUUUCCUGAACAAGGACUAAGCCUGGUCUGGACUGCGAAGUCUGAUUGGAGAUACUAAACUGAGGAGUAUAUGUAGUCCAGGAUUAGGUUUAAUUUUGUCCAGAAAACCAAAUCUUUGCAUUGGCACAGGCCAUUCUCCUGUAGAGUGUAAUGUGGUCAUGCACAAAUUUUUGUGAAAUCUAGAGUAGACCUUCUUUCUCUUGGUGCUGUUUUCUUAUUUCCUCCUACAUGGUAUUAAAUCUCCUGUCAUAAAGUACUACUCUCAUGAAGACCCAAGCAGAAGACAGGACAUUUUAGAGAAACAUUAUCCAUGUGGUGCCAGGGGAGAUAAUUUACUUGAUGGCACAUAAAUAACUACUCUCAACAACCCGUGAAUGCCAAUUACGGUCAAGCCUGAAGUUUAUGCAUGUGCGAAGACCUCAUGAACAGAGAAAUGCUGAAGUAUAUUGCUGUACUUGUAUGCAUAGAUCUGGCCUUUUUAUGAGUACUGUAGUGAUAUGGUAUGUUGAAUACUAAAAACCUUCAAAUAACGGGAUGGGGUGAGAGUGGACCAGUCAAUGAGACAGAGAAGGCUGUGAUUAUUUUGUACAUUUAAAUAAUUGUAUUGAUUAUUUCAUUUUUCUCAGAUUUGUUGUAUUUUAUUAUUGUAGAAAUGGCAAUCCACCUACCAAUUAAAUAUUAAAAAAAGCCCUUUAUUGUUAAUUUAAA
Pygocentrus nattereri (red-bellied piranha) is the source of this 1929-nucleotide messenger RNA. RefSeq names its product protein phosphatase 6, catalytic subunit (gene ppp6c). NCBI's taxonomy places the organism in Eukaryota, Metazoa, Chordata, Actinopteri, Characiformes, Serrasalmidae. The record is from RefSeq and is a predicted model, not a curated record. Gene Ontology annotation, biological process: G1/S transition of mitotic cell cycle; peptidyl-serine dephosphorylation. Gene Ontology annotation, molecular function: protein serine/threonine phosphatase activity. The transcript is spliced from 7 exons. Gene Ontology annotation, cellular component: cytoplasm. The coding region runs from base 84 to 1001 and encodes 305 amino acids.